AGGCGCAGCAAAAUUAGCAGAAACAAGAGGCUGAGCCUGAGAGUCCACCACCACCACUGCUGAACCACACCGAGCUGAACGGAAAUUCGUUUUUCCGGCCACCGCCAAUGGCUCCGAUCAGAUAUUCACUCCACGUAAUUCACCAACCACACUUUAGUCUCUACAUUAAACCGCUCAUACUUUCUUUAACUCACUUCUCUCAUUCCUCAAUUUCACCUCGCAAGCUCUCCAUUAUAAACCCUAGAACUCUCUCCUCUGUAGUCUCCGCUUACCCUCCAGCCGAAAUAAGCGGAGGUGGAGGAAGGUCCGGGGGCAUAUCAGCUCCGCCACCGGUCCUCGAAGAUUCAAUUAAAAAAAUCGAUGUCAAUCCUCCUAAAGGAACCAGAGAUUUUCCUCCCGAGGAAAUGCGACUCCGCAGUUGGCUCUUUAACAAUUUUAGAGAGGUGUCGAGGCUGUACGGAUUCGAGGAGGUUGAUUUUCCUGUAUUGGAAUCAGAGGCAUUGUUUAUUAGAAAAGCUGGAGAAGAAAUUAGAGACCAGUUAUACUGCUUUGAAGAUCGUGGAAAUCGUCGUGUUGCAUUGAGGCCUGAGCUCACUCCAUCUUUGGCAAGGCUAGUGAUACAGAAAGGAAAAUCAGUACCUCUCCCUUUGAAAUGGUUCGCUGUGGGACAGUGUUGGCGAUAUGAGAGGAUGACAAGAGGUCGUCGUCGUGAGCAUUACCAGUGGAACAUGGAUAUUAUUGGUGUCCCUGAAGUUACAGCUGAAGCAGAGCUUAUCUCUUCUAUUGUCACAUUUUUCAAGCGCAUUGGUAUUACUGCAGCAGAUGUUGGUUUCAAAGUUUCUAGCCGAAAGGUUUUGCAGGAAGUAUUAAGAUGCUAUUCUAUUUCUGACAAUAUGUUUGGCAAGGUCUGCAUCAUUAUAGACAAGAUUGAGAAGAUCUCUAGAGAUGAAAUUAAGACAGAAUUGAAAUCCGUUGGGAUGUCAGAACAAGCUAUUGAGGAGCUACUGCAAGUCCUUUCCAUUAAGUCAUUGACAAAGUUGGAAGAAAUACUUGGAGAUGCAGGGGAAGCAAUUGCUGACCUUAAACAACUUUUCUCUCUUGCUGAAAAAUUUGGUUAUUCUGAGUGGAUUCAGUUUGAUGCUUCAGUUGUCCGUGGUCUUGCCUACUAUACUGGUAUUGUUUUUGAGGGUUUUGAUAGGGAUGGAAAGUUGAGAGCCAUAUGCGGUGGUGGGAGAUAUGAUCGCUUACUUUCUACUUUUGGCGGUGAUGAUCUUCCAGCUUGUGGAUUUGGAUUUGGUGAUGCUGUUAUAGUUGAACUACUAAAAGAGAAGGGUCUCCUGCCGGAGCUCAGCCUUCAAGUCGAGGUGAUUGUAUGUGCUCUAGACAGUGAUCUUCAAGGAGCAGCUGCUAGCGUGGCUACCGUACUUAGAGAGAAAGGACAAAGCGUUGAUUUAGUUUUGGAAAAUAAACCUCUUAAAUGGGUAUUCAAACGAGCAGCUCGUGUAAAUGCAAAGAGGCUUGUAUUGGUAGGGAGUUCCGAGUGGCAAAAGGGUAUGGUUUGUGUCAAAAUCCUCUCCACCGGUGAGCAAUAUGAAGUUAAGCUUAAUGAGCUGCAAUGAUAAUAUAUCUGAUUAUUUUAUCAUUGUUAUGUAUUAUUAUUCUUGAUGUAUAAUUUUUGUUUGAGACCAAUAAAUGCAAAACUAAUUCUUGAUUUUACGUA
This is a messenger RNA of Mercurialis annua (annual mercury), 1720 nucleotides long. Its product is annotated as histidine--tRNA ligase, chloroplastic/mitochondrial-like. NCBI's taxonomy places the organism in Eukaryota, Viridiplantae, Streptophyta, Magnoliopsida, Malpighiales, Euphorbiaceae. The transcript has 11 exons. Gene Ontology annotation, cellular component: cytoplasm. Gene Ontology annotation, molecular function: ATP binding; histidine-tRNA ligase activity. The coding region runs from base 108 to 1619 and encodes 503 amino acids. The record is from RefSeq and is a predicted model, not a curated record. Gene Ontology annotation, biological process: histidyl-tRNA aminoacylation.